AUGAACGCCACCAACAACACGCCAACCCCGCACGGGAUCCACCACCGCGAGGGCCAAACGGUCGAAGACAUCGCUCGAGCACCGCCGGGAGAGAGAGUGUUAAAAGUCUCCCAAAACACGCAGACGAAUAAAUUGGCCACUUCGAUUGGUUUCGUGUGCGAACACGGAGAAGCGCCGCUGAUUUUAGCGCUCGGGCCGGCGAACGUGAACACGGCGGUGAAAGCGAUGGCCAUCGCGAGGAGGAAAUUGAAGGAAGAAAACGUGGAUUUGCGUUUGUAUCCGACGUUUCGAGAGGGGGCCGCCAAACGAUUUUCGGCGAUUCUUUUGCAGACGUGGAAAGAAGAAGGGAACGGGAACAUGCAGAUGGAGGACGAGGAAACGGACGUGAGUUUGACGUGCGGGGCAAACUCGGUGCCGAGCCAAGUGGCUGGGGCAAUCGCCGGGAAGAUUCGCGAAGGGUAUUCGGUCUCUAUCCGAGCGUGUGGCGCGGAGGCGGUGAGUAAGACGGUGAGCGCGGUGACGUUCGCGAGAAUGUUUUUGGCGGACACGGAAAAAAAUCCGCCAGAAUCCACGCCGUUGGGAAGAGUCGUGGAUAUUUCGUGCGCUCCGGAGUUUCGACACGAGUCGGUUGGGAGCGACGGAGACGAGAGGACGAUUUUGAUGUUUACUAUCAAAGUGAUCGACCCGAGAGACGCGCCGAUGGUUUCGAUGAGCGCGGAGGCGAGCGGAGCCAUUUCCAUGGAACGGCAGCGAAGGUUAGCCGACGAAGGUAACGCUGCUGCUGCUACUAAUGCUGCUGUGAAUAACGGCGAAGAAGUUUCGUAUUGUCAGCAAUGCGGCGCUGUAUUCAAUCGCAUGAGUGCAAAUUUCUGUUCCCAGUGCGGCUGUAAGAGAAGCUAG
This is a messenger RNA of Bathycoccus prasinos, 900 nucleotides long. RefSeq lists its product with no specific name. Bases 1 to 900 code for a protein of 299 amino acids. Gene Ontology annotation, molecular function: nucleic acid binding. The transcript has a single exon. The record is from RefSeq and is a predicted model, not a curated record. Lineage: Eukaryota; Viridiplantae; Chlorophyta; Mamiellophyceae; Mamiellales; Bathycoccaceae.